Messenger RNA from Dendronephthya gigantea, 819 nucleotides. RefSeq names its product putative nuclease HARBI1. NCBI's taxonomy places the organism in Eukaryota, Metazoa, Cnidaria, Anthozoa, Malacalcyonacea, Nephtheidae. The transcript has a single exon. The coding region runs from base 1 to 819 and encodes 272 amino acids. The record is from RefSeq and is a predicted model, not a curated record.
AUGUUCUUUUUUCAGACUCCAUCAUCUGUGGCAGAUUGGCUGGUGAUCUCAAAAGAUUUUGAAGAAAAAUGGAAUUACCCAUCAUGCAUAGGGGCAAUAGAUGGAAAACACAUUGCCAUACAGAAUCCUAAUGACAGUGGCUCUGAGUUUUACAACUAUAAGCAUUUCUAUAGUGUAUUACUUUUGGCCGUAGUGGAUGCCAAAUACAGAUUUAUUUAUGUAGAAGCUGGAGCUGCUGGGCCUGCUGGAGAUGCUGGGCUCUUUAAUGCUUCAGUUUUAAAGAGGACCUUGGACAACGGGUCCCUCAACUUACCACCACCAACAUGUGUUGAAGGAAUACCAGAACCGUUAAUCAGUUAUCAUAUGGUUGGAAAUGAUGCAUUUGCACUUACCAGCACUAUGAUGAAACCAUAUCCACACCGACAUAUCGAUAAAACCAAACGCAUUUUCAACUACCGGUUAUCUCGUGCCAGGCGGGUUGUUGAAAAUGCAUUUGGAAUACUCGCCAGCCGAUUUUGCGUAUUUCUUACAACAAUAAAGUUAAGUCCCGAAAGAGUGACAUACUUGAUCCUUGCAUCAUGUUGCCUUCACAACUUCAUGGUCAACAACAACAAGCAUGCAUACACCAGUACUGGUGAUGUUGAAAGUGAGGAUCAUGCAUUCUUAUCUGGAGCAUGGAGAGCUGACCCUCCACUCAACAGUUUGCAGUCCUGUACCACCAACCGCAACCCCACAAGAAGUGCAAAGCAACAACGCCAGCUUCUCACUAACUAUUUCUCAGGUGCUGGGGCUGUCACAUGGCAGGACAAUAUGAUAUAA